Messenger RNA from Leguminivora glycinivorella, 1951 nucleotides. Its product is annotated as katanin-interacting protein-like. The record is from RefSeq and is a predicted model, not a curated record. Lineage: Eukaryota; Metazoa; Arthropoda; Insecta; Lepidoptera; Tortricidae. The transcript has 8 exons. Bases 37 to 1290 code for a protein of 417 amino acids.
CUCUUCACAAAAGAUCCAUCAAUCCUCGAAGCCAUAAUGAUCAACGAUAGAAACUUCCAAGCGCUCAUGCGGGACAACGAGCCCAGCGACAUCCCUGCCGACAUGAGGCCCCCAACAGCAGAUGGGAGGGACAGGCUUAGUCCGAUGCUGAAUGAAUCCUGGGAGGAGCAGAAGGAGAUCAAAUACGUGGCCAAGAAGAUUAAGAUAACGCUCAUGUCGACGUGGGGGCAGAGGAAUCUUAUAGGGCUAACAGGAAUCGAAAUCCUCUGCUACAGCUCUACCAUCCACAUACACCGCGCCUACGCCUACACUUCUCACAUCUCUGAAGACCGAGUAGAUCCUUCCAAAUUGCUGGACUGCAAGAGCCUCUUCAACGGACGCAACAUCUCCACGGACUUUGAAGAUAUGUGGUGCACGAAUUUUGUAUCGGGGAGCAUGUUCUGUCAUAUUGUCAUGGAGUUACCGGAAACUAGUGAGAUUACAUGUAUUCGCAUCUGGAACUACAACGCCAACGUGGACCUGUCGUAUAUCGGGGCAAAACAUUGCCGCAUCUCCCUAGACGGCAAUCCUCUCCAGACCCACCCGAUAUUGCUUCGGCGGGCACCUGGGGAUACCUGCUACGAUUACGUACAGCAGUUCGACUUGCAGGCUGAAGACCGGUUAGAAAAUCCAAAAGAACUAGACUACCCAGAGCUCUCCUUCAACGCUGGAGAACUGAGUGCGCCCACAGGCUUCGUCUUGCAAAUCAGCAUAUUCUCCACCUGGGGCGAUGCGUACUACGUUGGACUCACGGCAGUGGAACUGUAUGAUCCUAUGGGGAACCUCAUACCUGUCACUGAAACCAACGUGUGCGCGCACCCGGCGAGUGUUAACGUGUUGGACUCGCGCGCUCUGGACGUUCGGACACCGGACAAGUUGGUCGACGGGGUCGUCUCAUGUGACGCGGCGCACUCUUGGCUCGCGCCCAUACUGCCGCACACACUCAACAGGGUAUUUUUCGUGUUCGACGCGCCAGUAUCAAUUUAUGGCCUGAAGAUAUGGAACUACGGAAAAACACCCUCGAGAGGAGUCAAAGAAUUCGGAGUGCUGAUCGACGAUUUGCUCCUGUUCAAUGGCACGCUGGACUGCGCGAAGCCCGGCGACACGAUUGCACCUCAGUGGAUCUGCUUGCAGAACAACGAUGAUGACUCCACGCCAAGCCCCCCUCCACGCAGCACCACUUCAGGUUCGCGCACCGCCGUGGACCCCGCGGCGCGCCCCUACACCGGCGUCAGUCACCACAGACAGUGACAUCAGCAGCAAUGAACGAAUGAAUGAGUCAGUGAAUGAACGUGCGGAAGCCGCGUACAGUGCGUGAGAAAGGAAGAAGACAAGUCCAUUUUGCGAUUACAGGUCAGUUCACGAAAGUUAGCAUGAAUGGGAUAAACGUACAGAUGUAGUACGAAAAGUUUUGCCUUCGUAUUGUCACGGAAACGUACGUACGUGUCAUGCUAUUUCAGUCAGUCUCAGUACAAGAUGUACUGACAUUGACUGAACUAGCAUGACACGUUUCCGAAAAAAUACGAAGGAAACCCUUUUCGCACUACAACUGUAACUGAUUGUGUGGGUGACACUUUCAGCGGUAUCCAGUCGUAACUGUCAAGAGCCACAAUUUUAUUCGAAAAUCUGUCACACACUUCAUUCACUCAUUCAUUCCAUUCGUGCCAGAUCUAGCGAAUUGACCUGUACGUCCAAUACACCCGAAAACCAAAGGCCCUUAUAAAACUGGACUGAACGCGUAUGUUUUUAGAUUACGCGCACUUUUAGCCGAUGCCCUCAUUUGAACACGAAAGAAUAGAAUAAGCCCCCGUCGACAACAAAACAUUCGACUUAGUAACAGAUGUGUUUUUGUUUCUUGUAUAGGUACUGGCAAAUAUGUUACCGCAGUUUUAAUAAAGAUCAACUUUAAUAA